Colletotrichum spaethianum is the source of this 2841-nucleotide messenger RNA. RefSeq names its product chromatin structure-remodeling complex subunit rsc9. The coding region runs from base 1 to 2841 and encodes 946 amino acids. NCBI's taxonomy places the organism in Eukaryota, Fungi, Ascomycota, Sordariomycetes, Glomerellales, Glomerellaceae. Gene Ontology annotation, biological process: regulation of DNA-templated transcription. The transcript is spliced from 3 exons. The record is from RefSeq and is a predicted model, not a curated record. Gene Ontology annotation, molecular function: DNA binding.
AUGGCGCCCCCAAAGGAAGCUGAGGUUGAGCUCCACGCCAUCAGCCGAACCCCCGAAUACGAGGAGUUUAUGGCUAAGCUGAGAGCUUACCAUCAGGAGCGAGGCACAACUCUCGAGGCUGAGCCCAAGGUCGGACCGGUUUACCUUGACCUCUACAAGACAUUCAACCAUAUCGUUGCAAAUGGCGGCUACGACAAGGUGUCCGAUGAGAAGCUGGCUUGGCGGCGGAUGGCCGAGCAGCUUGGUAUCCACUCUUCCAACGUAGCCUCGACUGCCUUUUCGUUGAAGGAAAAGUACUAUAAGAACCUUGCUGCCUAUGAGAUCAAGUUUGUCCAUGGCAAGGAGCCUCCUCCCAAGGACAUCCUGGAGGACGUGUCGGCCAAGGGUGGCGGUCUCUUGAGCCGCACCAGGGAGAACUUCCGGGGAGCCAAACGUGAUAGCGGCACAGUUGGUGACUCUGCGGCUGCUUCUGGCGAUGAUGGCACCCCAACCCGAGAGCGUCCUACUCCAGAUGCUGCUCCUACGUCUAGCGUUCGAGCCUCACGAGGCCUGCGCGAGGCCCCGCCUCAAAGAGUCAUCUUCCAGCCAGACACCGGCCCAUCUAGACCGACCCGUCAUGCUUCUGGUCAACAGCCGAGCCAUGGCAAUACGCCUACCUCCAUGGGCCAGCCAGGCGGCCUUCAUUCGACACCGCAGCAGGUUCAACACACUCCAGUGCCUCUUCCUCACCAGCCCAGAGCUCCGCCUCGUGGACCCAGCGGCAGCUUCAAUCCGCCCGAUGCCGAGAACACGUCGAUCGGCGUUGAAUCGUUUCUCCCACGCUCCCUGCAGCCCCAGCAGCAACAACACAUUCUUCCCAUGCGCCCUGUUGACACACCGAGUAACAAUCCGGUUGAGUUUGCUCGGCGCCGUCAACUUAGACGCUCUCUUAUGGAGCCCCCUCGUCGUAGUGGACCCUAUCCUGGAGUUGGAUAUGAUGGCCCGAACAUCUACAUUCGUUGUCUCUACGCCUUGCGCUCGGGCACUUUCGAAGAGCAGCAGUUUGCGCUCUACCACCUCGUCAAGAUCUCAUACGAACGCCAUGACAAGUUCAAAUUCGAAGGGUUUCCCGGACUCAGUGAAGGCUUGGUUGAAAAAGUUUUGGAGGUUGGCACCGUUUUUUACAAUGUGAAGUGGAAAAUCUCUUGGGUAUCUCAGAUGGCCGCCGACAAUUUCGACACUCUGGAUGGCAAUGAAGGAACCGAAGACAUCCUGGAGCGCAUCGACACCCUCGACCCGAAGGAAAUCAACGAGCACAUUGUACCCGAGGACCUCGCGGACCAGAUGGUCCUCAUCAAUGAGGCCGCCUUGACACUGAGAAACAUGUCUCAGCUACGGGAGAACGCUGCUCAUCUGGCCGAAUUCCUGCCGAUCAAGGACCUUAUUUGCAUUGUGCUGAGCCUUCCAAAACACGAGUGGGUGAUUGAAGUGAAGCAUGCGAUGCUCGACAUUGCUGAGGCUUUGACCCCCUACAUUGAAAUCGACUCCAGCGACCCCCUGUACAAGGUUCUCAUGUGGCAACUGAACGAUUCUGACGACCGCGGUGUUAUCCUCACGGCUCUUCGCGCGCUCGGACGCAUCUCGAUGAACCUCGAAGCUACCAACCGACUGGAUAAGGUUCCUACAGCCGUCUUGACUAAGAUCGGCGAGCUGAUGCUGCUCAACGAUGACGAGCUGAAGGAUGCCUGUCUCGAUUUCUUGUACCAGUACACGGCAGUUGUCAGCAACGUUGACAACCUAGUUAAGGCCCUCAACUGCGAGCAUCUGGUUCAGCAUCUGGUCCGUCUACUUUCUCACAACGCCAGGCGCUACCAGGAAGAGACGCUCCUGAAGCCCAUGAUGAAGCCGCCCUCGACCGAUGAGCCUGCUGCCAUGCCCGAAGAUCUGUUGCAGGAUCUGCUGAAACUUGACGAGCCCGAGCGAUGCAACCAAUGGGUCAAGUGUUUCUUUGAAGAGGACAAGGACUCUUUUGUCACUCAGAUUGCAGCCUGGCAGGCGUACCAGAACGCUUUCAAAUCGGCACUCCAGGCCAUUGGCCAGCCCCUCAUUACCCCAGCCGACUUUAUUAGGAACAGCUGUUCGGUCUAUAAGGGCUCCAAGGCUGAAGUCUGGGCAGGCAGCGGAGUUCCUGGAGAAGUUCAGCAGAAGUUCAUCAUUCAUGGCAUUCGAUGCCGAGUUCGACCUGUGGGCAUCCAGGGCGAGGUGUUCCUUCGGUGCCUCUGGGACUCGGCGUCUGGCCGACCAAACGAGAAGUGCGGCCACUUCUUUGGAAACAAGGAGACCAUGUGGAACCAUGUUGUCAAGGUUCACCUGAAGCUAACUCGCAACGAACAAGGCGGCUUCGAUAACAAGGAAGAGGAGAUCAGAUGCCGGUGGGCCGAUUGUACCAAGUACCCGAAGCCCACAAAGAUGAAGCUUGCCCUCAUGGGCCAUCAUCUCCAGACUCACUGCUGCCAGAUCUUCAAUGGCAUCGCCAUCAAUGACAAGAAGGCGCAGGCUGGACCUCAACCCAGCGAUAAUCUCGUGGUCCACUUCGAAGAGACGGCCACGGCUCCCGACGAGCAGAACCCUUCAGCCCCUCCUCAAGCGGCUGGUAUUCCCCUCAGUGCGGUGCUGAUUCUCCGCAACAUCGCCCGGAACGUGGUCAAGACACCUGCGCAAGAGGACCUCCUCAAGCUGCAUGAGCUUGGCGGCGAGGCUGGGGGUUGGAAUGAGCGGCUAUUCCGGACUGUGCUUCCUCGUCUCUACGAAGUCAUGACCGAGAACAGGGUUUUGCUCGCCGAGUCAGAGAGGGACCUCUAA